AUGAAUAGGAUGACACUGACCCAGAACAAUAGCAGCCUCCAAAUAUUCCCUGCCAGGAGGGAGGAUUCAGGGGAUUAUCAGUGUGAGGUAUCCAAUCCACUUGAGUCCAAGAUGAGUGACCCCCUCCAGCUGGAUGUAAUAGAACCAGUGACUAAACCCUCCAUCCAAGUCACCAACAACACAUUUGAAGACCUGAUCUCUGUGUUCCUGACCUGCUUGUCAAACGACACUGGGAUCUCCAUCCAUUGGUUCUUCAAAGGCCAGAGUGUGGAGCUCACAGAUACGAUGAGGCUGUCUGAAAGCAACCAUACCCUCCUAAUAUACUCUGUGAAGUUUGAGCAUUCCGGGGACUAUCAGUGUGAAGUAUCCAAUCAAGUCAGUUCCAAGAGGAGUGACCCCAUCCAGCUGGACAUAAUACAACCAUUGACUAAACCCUCCAUCCAACUCACCAAUACCACAGUCAAAGACCUGACCACUGUGAUCCUGAAGUGCUUGACAAACGACACUGGAAUCUCAAUCCAUUGGCUCUUCAAAGGCCAGAGUCUGAGAAUCACGAAUAGCAUGAGGCUGUCCCCGAAAAACAGCACCCUGGAAAUAGUCUCUGCCAGGAUUGAGCAUUCUGGGGACUAUCAGUGUGAAGUAUCCAAUCAAGUCAGUUCCCAGAGGAGUGACCCCAUCCAGCUGCUCAUAAUACGUGAGUGA
Molecule: messenger RNA, 702 nt
Organism: Peromyscus leucopus (white-footed mouse)
Lineage: Eukaryota; Metazoa; Chordata; Mammalia; Rodentia; Cricetidae
Product: carcinoembryonic antigen-related cell adhesion molecule 1-like
Exons: 3
Coding region: 1-702 (233 amino acids)
Biological process (GO): heterophilic cell-cell adhesion
Cellular component (GO): cell surface
Source: RefSeq, a predicted model, not a curated record